AUGCACCAGGACCGGCACGCACCAGGACCAGCACGCACCAGGACCAGCACGCCCAGCAGGCGCCAGGACCAGCACCGGCACGCACGAGGAGCAGCACGCAGAGCAAGAAGAGACCUGCAGAGCCCACAUACCACGCCCCGUAAAGCUGAGUAUGCAGCUGCAUUGGCGUGGCGCAUCAGGCCCCAGCCCAAGCGGCCCAGCGGACCCGGCCCAGCGGAGCAGCGGACCCGCCCAGCGGAGCAGCGGACCCGGCCCAGCGGAGCAGCGGACCCGGCCCAGCGGACCAGGCCCAGCCCAAGCCCCAGCAGAGCGGAGCAGUGCGCGCCAGGCCCAGCCCGAGCCCCAGCAGAGCGGAGCAGUGCGCGCCAGGCCCAGCCCGAGCCCCAGCAGAGCAGAGCAGUGCGCGCCAGGCCCAGCCCGAGCCCCAGCAGAGCGAAGCAGUGCGCGCCAGGCCCAGCCCGGGCCCCAGCAGAGAGCGGCCCCAGCACCCUUUUUUUGACCAGGCCUUAA
Molecule: messenger RNA, 510 nt
Organism: Knipowitschia caucasica
Lineage: Eukaryota; Metazoa; Chordata; Actinopteri; Gobiiformes; Gobiidae
Source: the annotation of a GenBank genome assembly